GAUUCUCAUCCCGGCCAGUGUCCACUGUACUUUCCUAGUCCUAGAGAAGACUAUUUUGACACGCCCAUUGUCACCCACUGGCGUCUCAUCUCCCACCGCUUCAAAAAAAGGAAAAAGAAAAUCGAAGUUGCAACAAUCAAAGACAAAAUCGACAUUCAUCAGCACUUCACAUGAUCAUAAAAAUUAGAAAUCACAAUUAAUGCAAUCCUCCUUUCAACCGUUUUGGACUCCUUUCUCAGCCUCUCUCCAAAGACCUUCAAUCGUCACCUUCAUCCAUUUCUCAUAACAGUGGCGGGUGUUGGUUUAUUUUGAGUUUUGAAGUAGUCUGUUUUUCGUGCGGUAGGAUCUUGUUCAAGAAAGACUACGUUUGGUCAACUGAAAAGUGAAAAGUGAUGGGCAUUUACCUAAGCUCUCCAAAAACAGAGAAGCUCUCAGAGGAUGGUGAGAACAUGAAGCUUAGAUAUGGGUUAUCAUCUAUGCAAGGAUGGCGUGCAACAAUGGAAGAUGCGCAUGCAGCAAUCCUCGACUUGGACGCUUCCACUUCUUAUUUUGGCGUUUAUGAUGGUCACGGAGGGAAGGUUGUGGCUAAAUUCUGCGCCAAAUAUCUUCAUCAACAAGUGCUCAAGCAUGAAGCAUAUCUGGCUGGUGAUAUUGGAACUUCUUUGCAGAAAUCCUUUUUAAGAAUGGAUGAAAUGAUGCGUGGACAAAGAGGUUGGAGGGAGCUUGCUAUUCUGGGGGAUAGAUUGAUCAAGCUCACUGGUAUAAUAGAGGGCUUGAUAUGGUCUUCUAGAAUUUCUGAAGGAAAUGAUCAAUUUGAUGAUUGGGCAUUUGAGGAGGGACCCCACUCUGAUUUUUCUGGACCAACUGCUGGAUGUACAGCUUGUGCUGCAAUCAUUAGAGGCAACCAUCUUGUUGUUGCAAAUGCCGGUGACUCUCGCUGUGUAAUUUCAAGGAAGGGUCAGGCGUACAAUCUGUCAAGGGAUCACAAGCCUGAGCUUGAGGCCGAAAGAGAACGGAUCUUGAAAGCUGGUGGUUUCAUUCAUCAUGGACGAGUGAAUGGGAGUCUAAAUCUUGCAAGAGCUAUAGGAGAUAUGGAAUUCAAGCAGAAUAAGUUUUUGCCAGCUGAGAAGCAAAUUGUAACAGCCAAUCCAGACAUAAAUACAGUUGAGUUGUGUGAUGAUGAUGAUUUUAUGGUGCUAGCUUGUGAUGGCAUAUGGGAUUGUAUGUCAAGCCAGCAACUGGUUGAUUUUGUCCAUGAGCAGCUGCAUUCCGAAAGCAAGCUUUCGGCAGUGUGUGAAAGAGUUUUCAAUCGGUGCUUGGCACCGUCUACUACUACAGGAGAGGGCUGUGACAACAUGACGAUGAUAGUUGUGCAAUUUAAGAAGCCAAUCCGUCGGGGAUCUGAUGAGUUAGCUGAUUCCGAUAAGAAGUUGCCAGAAGUGGCUGAUAGAUCUGAUGGUGAAGCUGCUGAAUCAGUUGGUUGCGGAUCAACCUCAUGACAUGAGUAUGUUAUCAUGUCUUGUUUAGAGUCAUUUUGAACUUCUAAUCUGGAACUUGUGCAUGAAUGAAGGCUUCUUCUUGUGGUGCUCUUUGUUACCGCAAUGUACUUUAACAAUGGAAAUGAUUUGUACAUAAAAAUAUCAUAGAGGAUGUUCGACACUAUUUUACUCUCUUCGUUCUAUCAUUGUAAAAAAACGUUAAAAAGCCAGAGAAGAUGAAGCAGACAUAAUAUGUCUUUUGUCAUGAUCGUAGACUUGUAGUUGCCAAAAAUAAAAAGUUG
Cuscuta europaea is the source of this 1780-nucleotide messenger RNA. Lineage: Eukaryota; Viridiplantae; Streptophyta; Magnoliopsida; Solanales; Convolvulaceae. The record is from the annotation of a GenBank genome assembly.